Messenger RNA from Hydractinia symbiolongicarpus, 12160 nucleotides. Its product is annotated as dynein axonemal heavy chain 7-like. Lineage: Eukaryota; Metazoa; Cnidaria; Hydrozoa; Anthoathecata; Hydractiniidae. Gene Ontology annotation, biological process: microtubule-based movement. Gene Ontology annotation, molecular function: calcium ion binding; minus-end-directed microtubule motor activity; dynein light intermediate chain binding. Gene Ontology annotation, cellular component: dynein complex. Bases 74 to 12070 code for a protein of 3998 amino acids. The record is from RefSeq and is a predicted model, not a curated record. The transcript is spliced from 78 exons.
UUUUUAGAAAAGAUAAUUUAUGCAAUGUAAUUGAUAACAAAAUGAAACUUGGUUGACCACCUUGCUGAAAUAAAUGAUGGCAAGCACAUCAGACAGUUUAAUUAAGACAAAAUCCAAAGCUGUCGACUCACCCAUACGAUUCUUACCAAGUUUACCAAAGACACGUCAAAAACCAGAAUGGCAGCAGACGUUAUUUAAAGGUAAAUCAAGAUCUGGCCUUAACAGUGGCUUAGAUGAGUUGCCAGCUGUGCUUGAUGGUAGAAAUGCUGUCAGCCAAAUGUCUAGUAUUUCCCGAUCCAAAAAGCAGGGUGGUAGAAUUCAAGAUAAAAGUUCAAUGUCAUACCCAAAGAAGGACCGAGAAGCAUUUCGCCAGGCUUUGGUUGGAAUUAUAAUGCAAAAUGAAGAUGCAACACAGCCACCCACAAUGCCAUCUGUAACAGACAAAGAUUAUAUUGCUGAACGCUCAGGAUCACCAUCUGUAGCUGAAAAAGAUAUAUUGAGAUAUUACUACUAUAUACAUCAUGGAAUUGACACGAAGAAUGUAGCACCAAUGGAAGACAUGUGGAUUGAUAAUGUACUAUCUCUUGUUCCAGAGUCCUGCAAGAUAAAUCUUGAGGAGUACAUCAGUACGCUGUCUGACGAAGUUCGUGAAGACUAUUUGCUCAGUGUGAAAAAAGCUAUUGUUGAUUUUGUUCUUCGUGAUCCACGAGAAAAAGAAGAAAAUAUCACAAAAGAGGUUCUGCCCCAUUGUAUUGAAAUGAUGCAAGUACCAAAACCUUGGAAGAAGUCAUUUCUAACUGCAUGUGCACGUAUAGAGCAAAAUCUUUACAUUACCAACCCCACUAUGGCUGCUGUUUUAAACCUAUGGCAUAGAAACUACGGGGAAUUAACGUUAAUAGAUCCUGAGGAUGUCAAAACAAGAGAAGAAUCAAUGGAGCUUGCAUUUUUUCAAAAUCUCAUGGUGAGACAUAUUGAAGGUGGAAAGGACCAGCUGUUGAAAAGAUGGUUUCCGGAAGUACAAAACAUCUUUUAUCAUGGAAACAAGAAAAGGCUAAUCCCAGGAAGUCAACAAACAAGGAAGUUAAAUGCAUUUUUUAAUGCUGCUGCAGUACUUAUGAGUAACCAACUGCAGUGUCUCGCAUUUUUAUCCCUGAAUAAAUAUGAGUCUUUGUUAGAUCAUGUUCCACAUUUUAAAAAUAUGUUUAAUCACCCAGGGUUUAUUGUCAGACUUGUGUUAGAUGGCGAAGAAGUAAAAUUUGAACCAGAUUUCCAUGAUUUUGAAGUCAUCUUGUUAAAUGUUUUUGAUGUUAUUGUUAAAGCAGUGAUGAUUGUGCCAUGUAUCGAGACGAAAUUAUAUUCUGAAUGGUCUGGUCAAAAAAAGUUUUUGAAACCAAAUAUUGCUGAUGAAAUAGUUGAUACUUUAAAAGACAAAAUAAAGGAGUUGAUCGAGAAUCAAAGUAUGGGACCAAUAAAUCAUGCAAAGCUGUUUGAUAAAUUUGAACAGCUAAUCACAUUACAAGGUGAUGCGGAUAUUGAGCAGUUUUUAAGAGAAGACCAUAGCUUUGAUGAAUAUAUCGAAAAAGUGAAAGAAUAUAAUGACUUGGUUGAAGAGAUAACAUAUGGUUGUCAAAAGGUUGCAAAAAUAGGCAUGUUUGAACUUCAUUGUGAUGAGCUGAUUAGAGCACUUUCAAAGCGAGCAGAAAGUCAAAGGAUGAAACUGUUAACAAAGAUGUUACAAGAUCAUCAAACAUACAAUAAAACUUUAUGCGAUGCUUACGAGGAGAUUGCAGAAAAAGCUUUAACUUCUCCAUCUAGCACGGAACAUUUAAUGGAACUUAAAUCUUAUAUUGAGCAAGUUGAAAAUGAAACAAUAUUUGAAUUAGAAACUAAAUUGAUAAACACAAGAGACCGGUUGGGCUUUCUUCUUGAUUUUGUUGCUUUCUCCCCUGCAGAUAUUCGUAUGAAUAACAGUGUCUUUCAAUGGCAUCAAAGAAUGCCAGAAGUAUUCCAAGAGCAUCGCAAGAUCGUUAAUGCAAAUCGUAUGCAAUAUGAGAAUGCCUUAAAGAUGAGACGUGAACGUUUUAUAGAGGAUUUGGAUGGCUAUUCUAGGCAAAUUGAGGAAUUCCAUUCGUUUGGAGAAUUGCAUGAGAUUUCCAGAUAUCUAAAGAAAGCAAAGGCAUUACAUUCCAGACUUGAAGUAGCAUCGGAUAAGAUUAAUGCAAUCAAUGAAGAGGAAGAAGCAUUCGGAUGGGACACCACAACAUAUCCGUUACGACAACAAGUGGUAAAUCAGUUGAAUCCAUUCUUGAAAUUAUACCAAACAACUGUGGAAUUUGAAAAUCAGUAUAAAACAUGGAUGGAAGGUCCUCUGGGCUCGGCAGAUCCAGAUUUUAUAGAACAAGAAACAGGAAAUAUAUGGAGAGCUUUUUACAAACUUGAAAAACAGUUUAAAGAUACACCACCUGCCCAAAAUAUUGCUGCAAAGAUGAAAGAGAAAGUUGAUUCAUUCAAAGACCAUUUGCCACUGGUUGCGCUUUUGUUCAAUCCUGGGCUUCGUGACCGUCAUUGGGAUGCUAUGUCAGAGAUUGUCGGCUACCCACUUCGUCCAGAUGAAGGAUCAAAUUUGCAGAAGUUUGUUGAUAUGAAUUUGGAGCCCUUCCUUCAAAAGUUUGACAAUAUAAGUGAAGCUGCUAGCAAAGAAUAUUCUUUAGAAAAAGCACUGGAAAAGAUGGCUACAGAAUGGAAAGAUAUGUCAUUUGUCAUCAUUCCAUAUCGGGAAACUGGUACAUAUAUUCUUUCAUCUGUUGAUGACAUUCAAAAUCUUCUUGAUGAUCAAAUUGUGAAAACACAGACAAUGCGGGGAUCACCGUUUAUAAAACCUUUUGAGGAAGAGAUUAAAAACUGGGAAGGAAAGUUACUUUUAAUACAAGAAAUUUUGGAUGAAUGGUUAAAAGUGCAGGCAACAUGGUUGUACUUGGAACCUAUAUUUAGUUCUCCAGAUAUUAUGGCACAAAUGCCUGAAGAAGGGAGACGUUUCAGUACAGUGGAUAAAAACUGGAAGGAUACCAUGAAACAAGUCUUGCUUGACGAACAUGUGAUGGUUGUAUCUGAAAUAGACGAACUGCUGGAAAAGUUAAAAAAAUCCAACGAACUGCUUGAACUUAUUUUGAAGGGUUUGAAUGAAUACUUGGAAAAAAAAAGGUUAUAUUUCCCCAGGUUUUUUUUCUUGUCAAAUGAUGAGCUGCUGGAGAUCUUAUCAGAGACAAAAGAUCCUACUAGAGUCCAACCUCACCUGAAAAAGUGCUUUGAAGGCAUUGCAAAGUUGGAAUUUACAGAGGAACUGGAUAUAACGCAUAUGAAAAGUUCUGAGGGUGAAGUUGUACCAUUAAAUAAAAGUAUUUCAACUGCAGAAGCUCGAGGCCAAGUGGAGAAAUGGCUGUUAGAAUUGCAAAGUCUAAUGUUGGAAAGCUUAAGAGAAGUUAUCAUAGUAUCUAUGAAGAAUUACCCAGAAACCCUAAGAACUGAAUGGGUUAGAGCAUGGCCUGGGCAAGCUGUGCUUGCAGUUACACAGUUUUAUUGGACAGCUUAUGUACAAGAAGCAAUUAAAAGUGGACCAAAGCAACUCGAAGAUUAUUUGCAGUUGAAUAACACACAAAUUGACGAGAUUGUUGCUCUCGUUAGAGGAAAACUAUCAAAGCAAAAUCGUGCCACACUGGGUGCACUCGUUGUGUUAGAUGUUCAUGCUCGAGAUGUGUUGGUUGACCUUGUCAAAAAUGGAGUCAAGGGAGAAAAUGACUUUCAAUGGCUAGCUCAGCUAAGGUAUUAUUGGGAGGAAGAAAAUAUGAUGACAAGAAUGAUUAGUGCACAACUAGCGUAUGGUUACGAGUAUCUUGGAAAUUCUGGAAGAUUGGUUAUCACUCCACUGACAGAUCGCUGUUACAGAACAUUAUUUGGAGCAUUGCAAUUACAUCUUGGUGGUGCACCAGAAGGUCCAGCUGGUACUGGGAAAACAGAAACAACCAAAGAUCUUGCUAAAGCUGUGGCCAAACAAUGUGUUGUCUUCAAUUGUUCAGAUGGUCUUGACUAUAUUGCUUUAGGCAAAUUUUUCAAGGGACUUGCGUCAUGUGGAGCUUGGUCAUGUUUUGAUGAGUUCAAUCGAAUUGAUCUUGAGGUGUUGUCUGUGGUUGCACAACAAAUUCUAACCAUUCAAAUGGGAAUCAAUUCUGAGUGUGACACCAUGAUGUUUGAAGGCACGGAGAUUAAGUUAGAUCCAUCGUGUGCUGUUUUUAUAACAAUGAAUCCUGGUUACGCUGGAAGAUCUGAGUUACCAGAUAACUUAAAGUCACUUUUCCGAAGUGUUGCUAUGAUGGUCCCUGAUUAUGCAUUAAUUUCUGAAAUAUCACUGUACUCUUUUGGUUUUGUUAACGCGCGUCCACUAGCUGUCAAGAUUGUGACUACGUACACAUUAUGUUCAGAACAGUUAUCAUCGCAAUGUCAUUAUGAUUAUGGUAUGAGAGCUGUGAAAUCUGUUUUGACAGCAGCUGGCAACCUAAAGUUAAAAUAUCCUGAUGAAAAUGAAGAUAUUUUGAUUCUUCGAUCUAUCAUUGAUGUGAACUUACCAAAGUUUCUUGCCCAUGAUCUUCCAUUAUUUAAGGGUAUCACAUCUGACCUCUUCCCAGGCAUUGUCCUACCAGAGCCAGAUUACAUGAUAUUAACACAAGCAAUAAAGGAAAAUGCCCAAAAAUUGAAUUUACAGUUGACUGAGUUUGCCCUUACAAAGAUAUUGCAGGUAUAUGAGAUGAUGAUUGUAAGGCAUGGUUUUAUGUUGGUUGGGGAACCCUUUGGUGGUAAAACAAUGGCAUAUAAGGUGUUAGCUGGAGCUCUAUCUGACAUCAAAGAAAAGGAAUUGAUGGGUGAGAACAAGGUGCAGAUAUGCGUAAUCAACCCAAAAGCUAUCACCAUGGGUCAGUUGUAUGGUCAGUUUGACCAAGUUUCACAUGAAUGGUCAGAUGGUAUUCUAGCAGUCAAUUACAGAAAUUUUGCUUCAUCACAGACUCCAGAUCGUAAAUGGUUGAUAUUUGAUGGUCCAGUUGAUGCUGUAUGGAUUGAAAACAUGAAUACUGUGCUCGAUGAUAACCGAAAGUUGUGUUUGAACAGCGGUGAGAUUAUCCAGCUUGCACCAACAACAAACUUAAUAUUUGAACCUAUGGAUUUGGAAGUAGCUUCUCCUGCAACAGUAAGUCGAUGUGGAAUGAUUUAUAUGGAACCUCACAUGUUGGGUUGGCGACCUCUACUUUUGUCAUGGUUAAACACCUUACCAACAACCAUUAAUGAUGACAUGAAAGAUUUGAUCACUGAAAAUUUCGACAGGCUUGUUCCACCAAUGCUUAAUUUUAUUAGAAAGGGUGGAGUAAAGGAACUUUCUCCCACAACCAACACAAACAUUGUCAAAUCGUGCAUGAAUUUGAUGGAUUGCAUGUUGGAUGAAUUCCAAGACGAAGAAUCAUUUAAAAAGUUAAACGAAAGAGAAGUAGCAUCAUGGCUAGAAUGCAUCCUUUUGUUUUCUUGUGUGUGGUCAUUUGGUGCAACUAUAGACACUGAUGGAAGAACACUGUUUGAUAGUUUGUUCCGGGAACUAAUUGAUGGUCCAUUGUCAUUGGAUACUAAAGAUAAGUUUCAUAUUCUUGACAUGGUUGAUGGUCCUUCGAGACCGUAUCUCUGUCCAUUUCCAAGCAGGGGUACUGUUUUUGAUUACAGAUUCAUUAAAGAGGGCAUGGGAAAAUGGGAGUUAUGGACAGAUGAAAUUAAAGAUGCUCCACCAAUUCCUAAGGAUAUGGCAUUUAACGAAAUCAUUGUUCCCACCAUCGAUACUGUUCGAUAUACAUACCUUAUUAAACAGUUGGUGACACAUGGAAAAAGCAUACUGGUGGUUGGAAAGACUGGAACUGGAAAGAGUGUUUACAUUUCUGAUUUUCUGUUGCAACGUAUUGAUGAGAAAUACAAACCAUUGAUGAUAAACUUCUCUGCACAAACUACCGCUAAACAAACUCAAGAUAUAAUUAUGUCAAAACUUGAUAAACGAAGAAAAGGCGUGUUUGGUCCUCCGCUUGGCAAGAAAACUAUUGUGUUUGUGGAUGAUUUGAACAUGCCUGCCAGAGAAACAUAUGGUGCACAACCACCAAUCGAAUUGUUGAGGCAGUGGAUGGAUCACUGGCAAUGGUAUGAUCUGAAAGACACUUCUCCUAUCCACCUCACAGAUGUGCAGUUGAUGGCAGCUAUGGGUCCACCAGGCGGUGGUAGAAAUCCUGUCACUCCAAGAUUUUUACGUCACUUUAAUACAGUGACCAUCAAUGAAUUUGGUCCUACUCAAAUGACUAGAAUAUUUGGUCGCAUUAUGAACUGGCAUUUGACAACAACUGGUUUUGAUCCAAGCUACAAUGCUCUUGGUGAACAGCUCAUCAAGGCCACAAUUUCUAUAUACAGUUCCGCAAUGGACAACCUGCUACCAACACCAGCUAAAUCACAUUAUCUUUUUAAUCUAAGAGAUUUUGGACGAAUAAUUCAAGGAAUUUUACUAUCAAGACCAAGCACUGUGUCUGAUGAGGAUUCUCUUAAACGUCUAUGGACCCACGAGGUCUUUCGUGUGUACUAUGAUCGUCUCGUUGAUUCAGAAGAUCAACACUGGUUGACUAAUCAAGUCAAAGAAGUUAUAAAAACAGAGUUAAAAUCAGAUUUUAACCAGCUAUUCCUGCACCUGGAUAGAAACGAAGAUGGAGUUAUUGAUAAUAACGAGUUGCACGCCUUGAUGUUCUGUGAUUUUGUUGAUGUGAAGACUGAUCCAAGACCGUACCUAGAAGUUCAGGAACCAGACAAAGUUAGAAAAACUGUAGAAUCUUUUCUUGAUGAGUAUAACAACAUGAGCAAAAAGCCAAUGAAUCUUGUUUUGUUCAGAUUUGCAAUUGAGCAUGUGGCACGUAUUGCAAGAGUCCUUAAGCAACCGCGUGGUCAUUGUUUGCUGGUGGGUGUAGGUGGAAGUGGUAGACAAAGUUUAACAAGACUGGCGUCAUUUAUGUCAGACUAUGAUCUACAUCAGGUUGAAAUUUCACGUGGUUACACCAGUGUUGAAUGGAGGGAAGAUCUGAAGUUGAUUUUAAGAAAAACAGUCGAAGGAGAAGUUCCUGGUGUGUUUUUAUUUACCGACACUCAAAUCAAGCAGGAGUCCUUUCUAGAGGAUUUGAAUAAUUUGCUAAAUGCUGGAGAAGUACCUAAUUUAUUUGCGUUGGAUGAGCGACAAGAAAUAUGUGAGAAGAUGAGACAAAUUGAUAAGCAAAAGGAGAAAGCUCGUCAAACAGAUGGUUCACCUCUGGCAUUGUUUAAUAUGUUCAUUGAGCGAACGAAAGAAAUGUUGCACAUUGUUCUAGCAAUGAGUCCUAUAGGAGAAGCAUUUAGAAAUCGAUUGAGGAAGUUCCCAUCGUUGAUUAAUUGCUGUACAAUAGAUUGGUUUCAGGAGUGGCCAGAAGAUGCACUAACAGUCGUUGCACAGAGAUUUCUCGCUGAUGUGAAUCUUUCCUCUCAAGUUAUAAAAGGGUGCGUGGAAAUGUGCAAAAACUUUCAUAUCACCACUCGUGAUUUGUCUCUCCGUUUCUUCGUGGAAUUGAAACGACACAACUACGUCACUCCAACAUCCUACUUAGAGUUGAUUAGCACCUACAAGACCUUACUCAACCAACGACAGGAAACUGUGAUGAAACAGAAGACAAGAUAUGAAGUUGGUCUAGAAAAAUUAGCAUCUGCAGCAUCACAGGUAUCAACCAUGCAGGUAGAGCUGCGAGAUCUGCAGCCGAAGCUAGUUGUUGCACAGAAAGAAGUUGACGAAGUGAUGAAAGUCAUUGAAGUGGAUUCUGUGGAAGUUGCUAAAACAGAGAAGAUUGUUAAAGCAGAUGAAGCUGUUGCAAACGAACAAGCCAAUGCAGCCAAAGCCAUAAAAGAUGAAUGUGAUAAAGAGUUAGGAGAAGCAAUUCCCAUUCUUGAAUCAGCUUUAGCAGCAUUAAACACCCUGACACCACAGGACAUCACUGUGGUGAAAACCAUGAAAAAUCCACCUGGUGGUGUUAAAAUGGUCAUGGAAGCAAUUUGUCAUUUGAAAGGCAUAAAACCGGAGAGAGUUCCUGACCCUGCAACUGGUAAACGCAUUGAGGAUUUUUGGGGACCGUCUCGAAAACUGCUAGGUGACAUGAAGUUUUUGGAAUCACUGAAAACUUUUGAUAAGGACAACAUACCAGCUGCAUACAUCAAAGUCAUAAGAGAUAAAUAUGUCAGUGAUCCUGAAUUUGUUCCUGAGAAAAUUCGAACCGCAUCCACUGCAGCCGAAGGUCUAUGUAAAUGGGUGGUUGCUAUUGAGGCUUAUGAUAGGGUAGCAAAAGUUGUUGCUCCAAAAAAGGCUGCGUUAAAAGUUGCUGAAGGAGAACUUGCAGUUGCUAUGGAGAGCUUGGAAAAGAAACGAAGCAACUUGAGAGAAGUACAAGACAAGCUUGCUAAGUUGCAAGAAACCUUUGAGAUCAACACAAGAAAGAAAGAAGACUUGGAAAACCAGGUUGACCAAUGUAGCAAGAAACUUGAUCGAGCUGAGAAACUGAUUGGAGGGCUAGGUGGUGAAAAAGAUAGAUGGAGCAAGAGUGCUUCAGAGUUGGCUGUUAUGUAUGAGAAUCUAUCUGGCGAUGUGUUGAUAUCUUCUGGUGUGGUGGCUUAUCUCGGUGCAUUCACGUCGAACUACAGACAGGAACAAGCUGACGAAUGGACAAAAACAUGUAAAGACACAGGCGUGCCAUGUUCUGAUGUUAUCUCCCCCACAGUUACUCUUGGUGACCCAGUGAAGAUUCGUGACUGGAAUAUAUUUGGCCUUCCAACGGACAACUUCUCUAUUGAAAAUGGCAUAAUUAUCAGUAACUCGAACCGAUGGCCACUGAUGAUCGAUCCUCAAGGUCAAGCAAAUCGAUGGAUCAAGAACAUGGAGAAGGGAGCAGUGCAAGUGAUCAAAUUAUCUGACGCUGACUAUAUACGGACACUUGAAAAUAGCAUCCAGUUCGGAAAUCCAGUGCUUCUAGAGAAUGUUGGUGAGGAAUUGGAUCCUGUACUGGAACCGUUACUUCUCAAGCAGGUCUUCAAACAGGGUGGUUCAAUGUGCAUUAGACUGGGUGACAGCACCAUCGAGUACUCGAAAGACUUUAGGUUUUAUAUCACAACCAAGCUAAGGAAUCCUCAUUAUCCGCCAGAAACAGCCGUUAAGGUAACUCUGCUAAACUUUAUGAUAACACCAGAAGGUUUAGAAGAUCAAUUGCUCGGUAUUGUUGUUGCCAGAGAAAGGCCGGAAUUAGAAGAAGAAAAGAAUGCGUUGAUUCUACAAGGUGCAGAGAAUAAAAGGCAGCUAAAAGAGAUCGAAGAUAAAAUUCUAGAAGUGUUGUCAUCGUCAGAAGGAAAUAUUCUCGAAGAUGAAACUGCCAUCCAAGUUUUGUCUUCUUCCAAAGUAUUAUCCAAUGAGAUUGCUGAGAAACAGGCUGUUGCAGAAGAAACAGAGAAAAAAAUUGAUCUUGCUCGACUUGGCUAUAAACCAAUUGCAAUUCAUUCUACAGUUUUGUUUUUCACUAUUGCUGACAUGGCGAAUAUCGAUCCUAUGUAUCAGUACUCGUUGUCAUGGUUUAUUAACUUGUUUAUCAGCUCUAUAGAUAACUCAGAACAAGCAGAGGAUCUGAACAAGAGGUUGCAAAAUCUCGAGAAUCAUUUCACAUAUUCGCUGUACUGUAAUAUAUGUCGAUCUCUGUUUGAGAAAGAUAAGCUUUUGUUCUCCUUGAUCCUAUGCAUCAACCUUCUGAAACACAAAGGCGAAGUAAAUGAGUCCGAGUGGAGGUUUCUUUUGACUGGAGGUGUUGGUCUCGAUAAUCCAAACGAGAAUCCAAGUCAUUGGCUUCCGAAACAAUCAUGGGAUGAAUUUUGCAGGCUUUCUGAAAUUCCAGUUUUUGACAAGAUCCACAAAUCGAUAAAGGAAACGGAUGCUGGGUGGAAGAAGAUUUACGACAGUAACGAACCUCAAUUGGUCGAGUUACCACAAGAAUGGCAUGCAAAGUUGAACGACUUUCAGAAGAUCGUUGUCUUGAGAUGCAUUCGCUCUGACAAGAUCGUACCCGCCGUUCAGAAUUUUGUUACAAACAAAUAUGGCAAGAAGUACAUAGAGCCUCCUCCUUUCGACCUGGCAAAAUCUUUUGAAGACUCAAGUUGCUGCACUCCAGUUAUCUUUGUACUCUCUCCUGGUUCAGAUCCAAUGGUUUCACUGUUAAAAUUCGCAGAUGAUCAGGGAUUCAGUGGCGCCAAACUCAGCUCACUUUCACUUGGGCAAGGUCAAGGACCGAUAGCAAUGAAAAUGAUCGAGAAAGGUGUUAAAGAAGGAACAUGGGUUGUAUUGCAAAAUUGCCAUCUCGCAGUUUCUUGGAUGCCGACGCUUGAGAAAGUGUGUGAGGAUUUGGAUCCAGAAAACACACAUCCUGAUUUCCGCUUGUUCCUAACUAGCUACCCAUCACCGUCAUUUCCGGUGACCAUUUUACAAAACGGGGUUAAACUUACCAACGAACCGCCCAAAGGACUUCGUGCUAACAUUAACCGAUCGUACCUUAGCGAUCCUAUAUGCGAUUCAGAAUUUUUUACUGGCUGCAAAAAACAGUUUGAAUUCAAGAAGCUGUUGUUUGGCUUGUGCUUCUUUCAUGGUCUGGUUCAAGAAAGAAGGAAAUUUGGUCCUCUCGGUUGGAAUAUACCUUACGAGUUCAACGAAACAGAUCUUCGAAUCAGCGUUCGCCAGCUCAGCAUGUUUCUUAAUAAUUACGACGAUGUUCAAUACGAUGCGUUGAAGUAUUUAACUGGUGAAUGUAAUUACGGCGGCCGAGUGACAGACGAUCGUGAUAGACGCACUUUAAUGACUAUCCUGAACACGUGUUAUGUUGAUAGCAUUAUUACCAGUGAGAAAUAUCCCUUUUCUGAAAGUGGAUUGUAUUAUGCUCCACCUGAUGGCGAGUAUGAGUCAUACAUUGAAUAUGUGAAAACUCUUCCGUUGAAUCCACAUCCAGAGGUAUUUGGUAUGCAUGCGAACGCAGAUAUUACGAAAGACCAACAAGAAACGAAGCUCUUAUUCGAUAGCAUUUUGCUUACACAGGCUCGUGCAACAUCUGGUGGUGGCAAAUCUGAUGAUGACGUCAUUGGAGAGGUUGCUGAAGAUAUUCUCAGUAAACUACCGAAGAACUUCGACACAGAAGCUACAUUACGUAAAUUUCCUACCACCUAUUCACAGAGUAUGAACACGGUAUUGGUGCAAGAGAUGAACCGUUUUAAUAACCUUACUGAAGUCGUUCGUUCCAGUCUCAUUAAUCUCAAAAAAGCUAUCAAGGGGUUGGUUGUUAUGUCCUCCGAAUUAGAAGAAGUUUAUUCCAGUAUCUUAAAUGGCAAGAUUCCAGGCUUGUGGCGAUCAAAAUCUUACCCCUCCUUAAAGCCUCUUGGAAGCUACGUCAACGAUUUGCUUGCCAGGUUAAAGUUUCUCACAGACUGGUAUGAUAACGGCGCGCCAAAUGUGUUUUGGGUUUCCGGGUUCUUUUUUACCCAGGCUUUCCUUACAGGAUCUCAGCAGAACUAUGCACGAAAAUACAAGAUUCCCAUUGAUUUGUUGGCGUUUGAUUAUGAAGUGAUGAAAAAAUCAGAUUUUCCAGAACCACCAGAAGAUGGUGUUUACGUGAAUGGACUUUUUAUGGAAGGUGCGAAGUGGGAUAAAGACAAUAUGGUACUGGGAGAAUCUGUUCCGAAGAAACUUUAUGACGAAAUGCCCGUGAUGUGGCUUAAACCUUGCAAGAAGGGUGCGCAAGCGAGUCGCGUUCAUUACAACUGUCCUGUGUACAAAACUAGCGAAAGAAGAGGUACUCUCUCCACGACUGGUCAUUCAACAAACUUUGUAAUGGAGAUGAGAAUCCCGUCAGCUGUCGAGCCUGCUCAUUGGAUAAAAAGAGGGGUCGCAUUGUUGUGUCAGCUAGACACGUGAAAGAAACUUUAGUUAACUUUGUAUUGUUUAAGAAUUGUUUUGCAUUUUUCUGUAAAUAUGAAUGAAAAUAAUAUAUAUGUUUUAUGAAAA